CUCGGUGGUGUGUCCGUUUGACCAGAAGAAAAUAUAGAGACGACCAAGUGAGCUCAGACGGCGAACCAUACUCCGGCGACCGCCGUAGUUCUCAAACAUGCCGGGGCCGGGACCGCACAUGAUGUACACACUGGGAACAGGGCAGGCUCUGAUGAGCAUAUCCAACGCCCGGUUCAGCCCUCACCACUGCCUUACCUACUCCAUCAAUGCUUUCUUCGGGCCGGACAUCGGGUCCUUCACCGAGUGGCUGGCCUCUACUCUAGGGCUGGGCAGGGUGUUGGGCUCAUCGGUUGAGUCAUGGAUCCACGACCCUUUCUACUACAUCCUCAUUCUUGGCUUCCCAUUCUCUCUGCUCUAUAGCUGGGUCUCCAAGUUGCUCCUCCGCAAAGGUUUUCUUGAUUCCAUUUCUGGGGUGCCUCUUACAAAGAGGCAGUGCUUUCUGUUGGUGGCAGCGGGUUCUCUAUCACAUUUUUUCUUGGAUCAUUUGUUUGAGGAAAAUGGGCAUUCUUCCAUGUAUACUUGGAUAUUGAGCACAGGUUGGUGGAAAGGGCGAGCUCCAAUCAAUCCCGAUGCUGUUGUAGUAAUAAGCCUUUUGUGCACAUUCCUGCUUGGUGGCUUUGUAUACAUUAACAGAGUAAAGCCUCUAAAAGCGCUGAAGAAAAAAUCAUAUCAAUCAGCGAGACUGAUCUUGGUAGUUGCAAGUUUGUAUUGUUUAUGGUGUGCAAGCCAAAUAUAUUUGGUUAGCCCUCGACGGCCAGCAGUUGGUGAAGAAGCUGAUUUGGGUGUUCUUGUGUUUCUUGCUGUAUAUUUUUUUAUUCCUCACUGGCUUUGUGUUCUCUCCAUGAACUCAGUUGAUUCCCAUGGCACAGAAGUACUGCUACUUUAACAAUCAUUCAAAAUUAGUUUACAAACCAAUUACCUAUAUUGGUUUCUAAGCUCAUACUGUGUUGUCUAUUUCUCCUAAUGAUUUUGGAUUAUUAGAGAAACCAUCAUGGCUUUAUGAGAAGUUCAUUCACUCUCUACUUGAUUCCUUUA
Messenger RNA from Ipomoea triloba (trilobed morning glory), 1035 nucleotides. RefSeq lists its product as uncharacterized. Bases 98 to 886 code for a protein of 262 amino acids. The record is from RefSeq and is a predicted model, not a curated record. The transcript has 4 exons. NCBI's taxonomy places the organism in Eukaryota, Viridiplantae, Streptophyta, Magnoliopsida, Solanales, Convolvulaceae.